UCUACAGAACACGCACACAUAUAACGAGAAAAAGGUAUCCAAGAGCCCGAAGAGGUACACCUAAAAAUCCCUGCAGCACCGUAUGCAUGCCCAAAAACUGAACUGCACGUCCGUCCCACCGUUCGACUACAGUAGCAUCACCCCCUCCCUGUCCCACUCUUUACCAAAACGGAAGAUUGCCGACUACGGCAUAAUGCUGUCUGAAGUGCUGUCUGCACUGCAGUGA
Ectocarpus sp. CCAP 1310/34 is the source of this 226-nucleotide messenger RNA. NCBI's taxonomy places the organism in Eukaryota, Phaeophyceae, Ectocarpales, Ectocarpaceae. The record is from the annotation of a GenBank genome assembly.